AUGAGAAAACAGUACAUUCAAGUCGUGCAUCGGGACCGUGGCCAUGAUUCUGACCGAAAGGCCGAGGUUAAGGUUCAAAGGAUCCUGGACACAAUGGUAUCCAACGGCGUCUCUAGUACAACCACCAAUGGCCACGGUGCCGCUGCCAAACCCGAUGGGCUCAACAUCGUCGUUAUCGGGGCCGGUAUAGGCGGUCUCACGGCGGCCAUCUUUCUCCGCAGGCAGGGCCAUCGAGUCACGCUACUAGAACAGUCUCGCUUUGCCAACGAGGUAGGAGCGGCGAUGCAUCUGGCCCCCAACGCCAAUGGAAUCCUCCGCCGACUUGGUAUCUUUGCCGAGACCAUAGGCGCCAAUGUCUUUGAACGGAUUACAGAGUUCAACGCGGCCCAUGAAGUGGUCCGUGAUGCCGAUAUCACAGAAGCGAACAAGAUCUGGCAGCAUCCAUGGCACUUGGUCCAUCGUGUACGGUUGCAUCAGGAGCUUAAACGACUUGCAACAUCGCCAGAAGGACCUGGUACUCCCGCUGUGCUCAAAACGUCCAGCCGCGUUGUCGACGUUGACACAGAAACAGCUACCGUCUUCUUGCAGGAUGGUAGCCAAGUUCGGGGCGACUUGGUCGUUGGCGCUGACGGAGUUCAUUCUCGGUCCCGUCACAAAGUUGUUGGCAAAGAAUGGCAAGCUUACAGUUCCGGAAAGAGUGCUUUCCGCUUCCUCGUCCCCCGUCAAGCUGCUCUCGAUGACCCAGAAACCGCCCAAUUCGCACAGCAUAACGGCCAGCUCACUAUAUGGUAUGCUGCCGACAGGCGUAUUGUGAUGUACCCAUGUGAUGAUAACAAGAUGUUCAACUUUGUCUGCAUUCAUCCGCGAGAAGAGAGCGACCCUGGGAGCAAAGAAGACUGGAACAACGAGACAAGCAUGUCGGUGUUACUGGGUGUAUACAAGGACUUCGACCCUGCUUUGUUGAAGCUCCUUAGCAAAGCCAGCCCAGAGUCCCUCAAGGCAUGGGAGCUCCUAGACAUGGAUAUCCUCCCAACGUGGACCGAUAAGAGAUUGACUCUUCUUGGUGAUGCUGCUCAUCCCUUUCUCCCUCACCAGGGGCAGGGUGCAGGUGUUGCCAUAGAAGACGCUGCCUCCCUCGCAGUUGUUCUACCACUAAGUACCUCCCCGGAAGAGGUCCCUGAGCGGCUGCGUCUUUACCAAGACUUUCGCUACGAUCGGGCAAAUCGGAUCCAAGAGUUCUCGCGCCAGGCAGGAGAGGACAAGCCGGAUAAGGACUUUGACAUGAUGGCGUAUACCAACUUCAACCUGGGCCAUGAUGAAUGGGACAAUUCCACCAACCGUUUCAGGAAGUGGGACUGGGCUAGGAAGCCUCAUCUCUACUGGAGAAUGCCCGUCUCAUUUGGGCCCUUCCCCGGUCCACGCCAGACCUUCACAGGCGAAGCUAGAAAUGCUACCAACUCGACAUUCACAACAGCCUCCAUCAAGUUCAAGACCUCACGAACCCUUUUACAAAAUCUCUUCCCUUCUACUUCUUUCCGAUUCAAGAGUCCCGGAACAGUCGCAUAUGCUAGCUUCUCACAGACCACGCUCAAUAAGAUGGAGUGGCUGGGCGGUUCUGGUUACAGACAUAUUGGGCUGUACAUCCACGGCGUCCAGUAUGUACAGAAAGAUGGCACCGUUCGUGACGGGACAUUCUUGCCUAUCUUAUGGGAAAGCCUCACGGAUCCGAUUGUCAGUGGCCGCGAAGAGCUCGGAAUGCCAAAGCUGUAUUGCUCCAUCGACGUUUGGAGGCGAACAAACAGCUACAGAAUUCAGACAGGCUGGCAAGGCGUCAACUUUGGCUCGUUCACACUUGAGGGUCUUCGAGAGAUAGACAGUGGCAGCUCAAAGGGGACGAUCGGAGGCGAGGAUGAUGAGGGAAUCUUUGCUUACAAGUAUAUUCCCAAGGUCGGGGAUCGUGGUAAGGCAGAUGUCGAGCAUGCUACCUUUGUACCUCAUGCAGACGAGUCCAAGGUCGUACCUAGUAAGGUACUGAAGGUCUUCACUACAGACAAGGCCAGCUUUGAGUUUGAUCCUCAUGAUUGGGAAGCCCUUCCGACGCUCUACCACGUUGUCUCGAGGUUGGCAGAAGUCCCUGUUUAUGAGAUUUUGGGAGGAAAGGUUGUUGAGGGUCUUGGUGUCCCGGACGUGUCUAGUGCUCGCAGAAUAGACUAG
This is a messenger RNA of Fusarium subglutinans, 2214 nucleotides long. RefSeq names its product salicylate hydroxylase. Gene Ontology annotation, molecular function: lyase activity; FAD binding; monooxygenase activity. NCBI's taxonomy places the organism in Eukaryota, Fungi, Ascomycota, Sordariomycetes, Hypocreales, Nectriaceae. Bases 1 to 2214 code for a protein of 737 amino acids. The record is from RefSeq and is a predicted model, not a curated record. The transcript is spliced from 7 exons.